Callithrix jacchus (white-tufted-ear marmoset) is the source of this 1498-nucleotide messenger RNA. The record is from RefSeq and is a predicted model, not a curated record. Lineage: Eukaryota; Metazoa; Chordata; Mammalia; Primates; Cebidae.
GGGACAAGUGUCUGACGACACCACCAGCAUGGGAGAGAAUGCGUCGGGUGUGGCUCCCACUGGGCCAUGCUGGCCCAACACCCUGGGAGACAGCGUCUCUGAAGAACCAGGCCCUGGGAGGAAUGCGGACACUGAGGACCUCUCUCCAAAUUGGCCUCUGAACUCACAGGAAGACGCAGCUGCCCAGAGCAGCCCAGGACCUGGUGAGGAGGUGGCGGAGGCCUGGGACGGGGAGCAGGUUUACCUGGCAGGCCUGGCAGGGCAGUACCACCUGGAGCGGUACCUGGACAGUUAGGAGUCCAUGUCCGAGCCACCCAUCAGUUACCUUCUGUGCCCCAUGUUUCCCUGGGCCUUCGCCUUCCCCGGGGACCCCCAGGUCCAGUCUGCCACAGACAAGACUGCUGUGCAGCUGAGUGAGUUGCUGACGCUGCCCGUGCUGAUGAAGCCCUCCAGCACGGCGCCGCUGGGCGCCCACAUCUCCUUGGUGAACAAGGCCGCCGUUGAUUAUUUCUUCGUGGAGCUGCACCUGGAGGCACACUAUGAGGCACUGGGGCACUUCCUGCUGAUGGAAGACGGCGAGUUCCCCCAGUCCCUCAGCGACCUACUCUUUGAGAAGCUUGGGGCCUGGCAGAUGCCUGGGGAGCUGCUCAACCCGCUGGUGCUGAACUCCAUGCUGAGCAAGGCUCUGCAGUGCAGCCUGCACGGGGACACCCCGCAUUCCUCCAACCUCUCCCUCGCCCUCAAGUACCUUCCGGAGGUGUUUGCCCCCAAUGCCCCGGAUGUGCUGAGCUGCCUGGAGCUCAGGUACAAGGUGGACUGGCCCCUCAACAUCUUCAUCACUGAGGGCUGCCUGAGCAAGUACAGCGGCGUCUUCUUCCUGCUGCAGCUGAAGCUCAUGAUGUGGGCACUCAAGGACAUCUGCUUCCACCUCAAGCGCACAGCCCUGCUGAGCCACAUGUCCAGCUCCAUGCAGUUCUGCCAGCUGCAGCUGUUCAAGCACGAGAUGCAGCACUUUGUGAGGGUCAUCCAGGGCUACAUUGCCAACCAGAUCCUGCACGUCACCUGGUGUGAGUUCGGGGCCAGGCUGGCCACCAUGGGCGACCUGGAGGAGAUCCAGCGCAUGCAUGCGGAGUACCUGCACAAGGCCGUCUUCAGGGCCCUGCUCACCGAGAAGGCGGCGCCCGUCAUGAACAUCAUCCACAGCAUCUUCAGCCUUGUGCUCAAGUUCCGCAGCCAGCUCAUAUCCCAGGCCUGGGUUCCUGCUGGGGGCCCGUGGGGUGCAGGACACCCCAACUUUGCACUCAUGCAGCAGUCCUACAACACCUUCAAGUACUACUCCCACUUUCUCUUCUAAGUGGUGACCAAGCUGGUGAACCACGGCUACCAGCCUCACCUGGAGGACUUCCUGCUACGCAUCAACUUCAGCUACUGCCAGAAUGCCUGAGGCUGCUCUGCGGGGCACAUGCACAAUAAAGGUGUCCUCGGAUCCUGAAAAAAA